AUGGACACCACAGGAAAGACAAUCACAUGUCGGGCAGCCAUUGCCUGGGCAGAAAAGUCUCGUCUUUCAAUUGAAGAAGUGCAAGUUGAACCACCCAAACCUGGAGAAGUGCGCAUUAGGAUGUUAUCUUCAGGGAUCUGCGGUUCUGAUGACCAUGUGCUGAAAGGGGAACUCUCAGUGAAAUUUCCUUUAAUUCCGGGUCAUGAAGGAGCAGGAAUUGUGGAGAGUGUUGGCGAUGGAGUUAGCUCCGUGAAACAAGGAGACAAAGUUCUCACACUCAUUAUUCCACAGUGUAGAGAAUGUGACGCCUGCUUGCACUCCCAAGGAAACUUCUGUGACAAGCAAGAUGUUCUUCCAUGUUCCGGGGUGAUGCUGGACGGGACCUGUAGAUUUUCCUGCCGAGGACAGAAGAUUUAUCAUUCCUUCCGCACAAGCACGUUCACUGAGUACACUGUUGUGCCCGAGAUUGCAGUGGUAAAAAUUGAUGCUGCUGCUCCUAUGGAUAAAGUCUGUCUCAUAAGCUGUGGCGUUCCUACAGGCUAUGGGGCUGCUGUUAACUCAGCCAAGGUCACCCCUGGCUCCACCUGUGUGGUGUUUGGACUCGGAGGGGUCGGCUCAGCCGUGGUCAUGGGCUGCAAAGCCUCUGGUGCUUCUAGAAUCAUCGGGGUUGACAUCAAUGAGCAGAAGUUUCCCCGGGCAAGAGCCCUGGGCGUCACUGAUUGUCUCAACCCUAACAAGCUGGAGAAACCCGUCCAGGAGGUGGUGAUGGAAAUGACCGGUGUCGGUGCUGACUUUGCCUUUGAGGUCAUCGGAAAGGUUGAGACCAUGGUCGCUGCCUGGAACUCCUGUAACAACAGCUAUGGUGUCUGUCUGAUCGUUGGGCUGGCCCCGGUAGAUGCACAGCUAUCCCUUGAGGCGGCCAAGAUUCUGUCUGGAAAAACCCUGAAGGGCGUGUGUUUGGGAGAUUAUAAAACCAGAGACUGUAUUCCCCAAAUAGUAACUGAUUAUCUCCAAGAUAAGAUUAAUAUAGAUCCAUUAGUGACUCAUCAGCUACCUUUUAACCAACUCCACAAAGCCUUGGAACUGUAUCAUGCAGGAAAAACCAUCCGCUGUGUUCUACUCUUCUGAGA
Messenger RNA from Peromyscus californicus insignis, 1130 nucleotides. Its product is annotated as alcohol dehydrogenase 1-like. Bases 1 to 1128 code for a protein of 375 amino acids. The transcript is spliced from 9 exons. Gene Ontology annotation, cellular component: cytosol. Gene Ontology annotation, molecular function: all-trans-retinol dehydrogenase (NAD+) activity; zinc ion binding. Lineage: Eukaryota; Metazoa; Chordata; Mammalia; Rodentia; Cricetidae. The record is from RefSeq and is a predicted model, not a curated record. Gene Ontology annotation, biological process: retinoic acid metabolic process; retinol metabolic process.